AUGUCAAAUAAAAGACUAGAUCCAAUCUUUAGAUUAUACGAUCCAAUUCGUUAUUCAUUUAACAAGAAAAAAGAGGAUUAUAUUAUCAUCUCACCCACUGUUGGUUCUAAAUCUCAAUUGAAUGAUGGUGGUAGAAUUACGUUCGAAAUAAAUUCAUUAUCGAAUUGGUUGCUUCUUUCCGAUGCUUAUUUCAGAUGUGAUUUCAAAAUCAAAGAAGCCACUCAGAAUCAAGUUCCACAAACAAAUACAACGUUAGAAAACAAUUUCUUUCCAUCUUUAUUUAGCGAGAUGGUUUUGGAAGCUGGUUCAAAUCCGAUAGAAACAAUCAAACAUCCUGGGGAAUUCGACACAAUGUUGAAAACAGUUUUAUAUCCUAAAGAUUUCGAUUCAGUUUCAGGCUGGAUACCCGAUGUUGGUGAUGGAAGUAUUUUAAAAGAACCGGUAAGAAAUCUUGCAAAUGAUGCCGAUUUAGCUAGAGUGAGAGUUGUUGCUCGAAACACGAUAGAAAGAGUAGGACGAGCAGUUAAUCAUGGAUUCGAAAAACGAGUACUUCAGUAUAAUAAUGUUGUUGAGAAUAAUAGGUGGGGUAAUUACGUAAAUUGGAAAUUAUAUCCUUUAAUACGGUCUGUUGGAACAUAG
Molecule: messenger RNA, 639 nt
Organism: Lottia gigantea (owl limpet)
Lineage: Eukaryota; Metazoa; Mollusca; Gastropoda; Lottiidae
Exons: 1
Coding region: 1-639 (212 amino acids)
Source: RefSeq, a predicted model, not a curated record